This is a messenger RNA of Cladocopium goreaui, 2262 nucleotides long. NCBI's taxonomy places the organism in Eukaryota, Dinophyceae, Suessiales, Symbiodiniaceae. The record is from the annotation of a GenBank genome assembly.
CACGAUUCUCCGACAUGCUCGGACAAGGGAGCAAUCAGCAUGGCUUCCCGAGAUCGCGUCGAGCUCCGACUGACCUUUCCAGCGCGCCCAAGCGAGCGCAGCGAGCGCAAGCUGGGAUCAUUGCCCUCCUUGGGCUGGCUGCCGCAAGAGCUUUCCUCAGUGCGCCAUCCCAUGGGCGAGUGACCAGAUUUGCAGACCCAAAGUCUCGCCCUGCGAGCCUCUUAUACGAGGAAGAGGAGGCACACGACGAUGAAGAAAUUGAUGAUGAUAACUUUGACGAAAUAACCAUGGACGCUAUCGAUUCUUUGACUUCUUUGGAUGACGACGACGAAGAUUUUGGCCUUCGUCCCAAACGCCCCAUCAAGGCAGACGUUCACCCCAAGUUUAAGAGAGCUGGAUAUUUUGAACGGCAAGAUCUAAACCGACUGGACGUGUCCGAGUUCGAUCAACAAGGUGAGUUGCAGCGUCUCUCCAUAGAUGACCUGGAGCGAAGACUUGAAACGAGGUUUGGAGUAUCCGAAAGGGCGAAGCCUCGCCCGAGGCCCCUGACCGAACGUGCCGAACGUGCCGAACGUGUGAGCGAUGCGUCCGACUCGGAGGACUUGGACAACUACGACGAUUACGAUUUGUUUUGGAAGCCUGGCAGACGAGAGUUGAGACCAGCCAAGCCAAGUCGACCUUUGAGGCCAAGACCAAUGGAUCCAAUGGCACAGGAGGUCAUGCCAACACUGCCACAGUUGAAGGAAACACAGCAGAAUGUGAAGGGCAGACCACGUAAUAUCCAAUCCUGGCUCCUGGACAAGGAAAACACCAGAAGGAAGCAAAACAAGAAAGAGGAUUCGUCAGAAUCUAGCGACCGGAUCGGCACAUCAACAUAUCGGAAGAUGUACAAGGCUGUGAUGAGAAACUACGGACCUCUCCCAUGGAAUCGUGUAGAAGGGCUGACAAGUUGGUUGGAUCCAGCCAACAAAAGCUGGGAGGAGCUGGGUCUGAAGUCUCAGGAAGGUGAGGAGAUGUUGGAGCUCAUGAAGGAGUUGGGCGUGCUCACUCCAAACAGACUACAAGGCCUAGCAUUGCCUGACAUCAUGUCAGGCAAGGAUGUCAUGCUCACCUCUACCACUGGUUCUGGCAAAACCUUGGCCUUCUUGCUACCUUUGUUGGAGAAGUAUGUUCUUCCUUUGGCAAGAGGUGGGGUUACAAGGCCGAAGUCGAAGCUGCCGCAUCACUUGGCACCGAAGGUUUUGUCGAAGCCAAAGAUUUUGGUUGUGGCUCCAGGGCGGGAACUGUCUCGUCAGAUUUCACGUGUUGUCAAGGAUUUACUGAGCCCUUUCAGCCCAACCUUGAAUGUCACGGUUCUGGUUGGCAAAGACAACCACAAGCGACAGGAUGAGAACCUUCGAGACAGGCAACCGGUUGUGGUUGUCGGCACUCCUGGAAAGCUCAUGGACCAUGCCAUGGAAGGCCGUUUGAUACUUAACGAGCUCAAUGCCAUUGUCAUUGAUGAAGUCGACUCCCUCUUGAGCAUGUCCCGACAGGACCAUGUUGAGCUUUUACUUCAGCACUUGGGCAUCAACGACCAAGCACAGCGGAUCCUCGUCUCAGCCAGUGGGUCAAUGGAAGGUGAUGCCAUUGGCUUUGCAGAGGCAAUCUUGCGGGAUGGUUGGAAGCUGGUUGGCCCGAAACAUGGCAUGGAGCUGCCCAAACGAGUACUUCACCUAGUCAAUGGAGCACCAGACGUCAACAAGAAGUUGGGCUUCUUGAAGCGCUUGUCUACAUCAAGCCCAGAGUGCAACAUGAUGCUUGUGUUUUGCAACAACCAUGAACGAGUGAGAAAGGUUUCCGAACAAAUGAACGAGCGAAAGAUUCCAACAGAGUUCCUCACGGGCAACCGAACAAAGGAAGCCCGCGACCGGGCCAUUCGAAGCUUCGUCAAGCAUGAGGUUCAGGCUUUGGUGGCGACAGAUGCUGCAAUGCGAGGUUUGGACUUCAGGGACCUGACCCACGUGGUGAACUUUGAGUUGCCUGGGAAUGCCGCAACCUAUGCCCACCGGGCUGGCCGUUGUGGCCGAAUGGGUUAUAAUGGCAUCGUCAUAAAUCUGGCAUCUGGUGGUUACCUCAACAAGAGGCUCCGAAACUACUCUCGGCAGCUGGACUUUGAAGUCAUUGAGGCAAAUGUCAAUGAUGGAGUUCUGGGAGCCGACCUAGCCAUUGCAUACCGCCCAAAAUCGAUGGCUGUGGAUGCGAGCGAAGAAGAGUAAAAUC